Mangifera indica (mango) is the source of this 2056-nucleotide messenger RNA. Its product is annotated as MLO-like protein 6. NCBI's taxonomy places the organism in Eukaryota, Viridiplantae, Streptophyta, Magnoliopsida, Sapindales, Anacardiaceae. The transcript has 14 exons. Gene Ontology annotation, cellular component: membrane. Gene Ontology annotation, biological process: defense response. The record is from RefSeq and is a predicted model, not a curated record. The coding region runs from base 162 to 1883 and encodes 573 amino acids.
UUCUUGCAAAUUAUCAAAGUUCCACUGAGAAACUGAUUUUCUCAAAGUUCCUUUGUUUCAUUUCCUCAACUUUUUAGCCACUUCGGAGAAUUUCAUCUCCUAUUGAAAGUCCCUCACGACUGCUUCUGUAAAGGAAAACUAAUUAAACAGGUGAUUUAUCAAUGGCAGAUGAACGUACGUUGGAGGAAACUCCAACCUGGGCUCUUGCUGUGGUAUGCUUUUGUCUGAUUGCCAUAUCCAUCUUCAUCGAACAUCUCAUUCACAUGGUGGGAAAGUGGUUGGAUAAGAAACACAAGCGAGCUCUUUUUGAAGCACUCGAGAAAGUCAAGGCAGAACUGAUGCUUAUGGGAUUUUUAUCCUUCCUGUUAACGGUUUCACAAGGAUUGAUUUCUGAAAUUUGUGUUCCAAAGAGCAUUGGAGACUCAUGGCAUCCCUGCAGCAAAAAGGAAGAAGAUGAGAAAUAUCCAGGCAGUCGAAGACUUCUUUCCUUCUUGGAUCCAACCUCAAGCACUCGCCGAAUUUUAGCAGCAGCGAAGGAGGACGUAUGUGCGGCAAAGGGUAAAGUUGCACUGAUAUCUGCAUAUGGUGUUCACCAGCUCCAUAUUUUCAUAUUUAUAUUAGCUAUCUUUCAUAUUGUCUACUGCAUCACCAUCUUGGCUUUGGGAAGAACCAAGAUGAGGAAAUGGAAGGUUUGGGAGGACGAGACGAAGACCAUUGAGUACCAAUACUACAACGAUCCAGACAGGUUUAGAUUUACAAGAGACACGUCAUUUGGGCGUAGACAUUUGACCAUGUGGAGUGAGUCAGCAUUUAGCCUAUGGAUUGUUAGCUUCUUUAGGCAAUUCUUUGGAUCUGUGACCAAAGUUGAUUACCUCACACUGAGACAUGGAUUUAUCAUGGCACAUUUGGCACCUGGAAGUGAAACAAAAUUUGAUUUUAAUAAAUACAUCAGCAGAUCACUUGAAGAAGAUUUCAUAGUUGUGGUGGGCAUCAGUCCGAUUCUGUGGUUUGUUGCAAUGUUGUUCUUGCUCACCAACACAAAUGGAUGGUUUGCUUAUCUUUGGUUACCAUUCAUUCCCUUGAUUAUAAUUCUGCUGGUAGGCGCAAAGCUGCAAGUGAUCAUAACUAAGCUGGGACUGCGGAUUCAAGACCAAGGUGAUGUAGUGAGGGGUGCGCCGGUGGUGAAGCCGGGGGACGAUCUUUUCUGGUUCGGACGACCGCGGUUCCUUCUCUUUCUCAUCCACUUGGUUCUUUUUCAAAAUGCAUUUCAGCUCGCCUUCUUCAUAUGGAGUACGUAUGAAUUCACCAUAAAAUCUUGCUUCCACUACAGAGUAGAAGAGAUUGUCAUUAGAGUGGCAAUGGGGAUUAUCAUACACAUUGUGUGCAGUUACGUGACACUGCCACUCUAUGCUUUAGUGACUCAAAUGGGUUCGACAAUGAAACCUACAGUCUUCAACGAUCGAGUAGCGGCAGCGCUCAAAAACUGGCAUCAGGCAGCGAAAAAACACACAAAACAUGGCAAACAUUCGGAGGCGACAACGCCUUUUUCAAGCAGGCCUCAAACGCCAACUCAUAGAAUGUCCCCGGUUCAUCUUCUACAGAACUACCCCAACCGCAGCUCUGACAGUUACCAUCCGUCGCCGGCAAGGCCUUCCAACUUCGAUCACGAACGAUGGGACCCCGAGAGCCUCCAUUUGCAUUCACCUAACCACUAUGAAAUCAAUGAGUCUCACCAUCAUGGAGAUUCAACCGCCAGUGAACAAGAAAUGGUGGCAAAGCCAGUGCCAGAACCAGGCUCAAUGCAAUUGCCUCCAGGACCUGGCCCUAUCCAGACACAACACAAAAUCAAUAUGAGUUCUUCGGAAUUUUCAUUUGGUAAAUGAUUUAGCUGAUAAGUUGAAUUGGAUUUACAGUUGCAAGUUGAUAGUCAUCAUCAUGUGUUCAUUUCUUGUACAUGAUUUAACCAGGAGCCUAGAGCUAGCCUGCAUAAAAAUGACCUGUAAGGAUAAUUGGGUAUAAAUAUAAAUAUAUAGGUCCAGUUUAUACCUUCUCUUCA